CUCUUCUCUUCUUUUCUAUUUUAUCACACUAUGGCUACUUCUCUCCCAGAGUUUUCUCUUCAAGGCAAAAUCGCUGUCAUCACUGGUGGUGCUCGUGGUAUUGGUUUGGAGAUGAGCAAGGCUCUUGCUGAAGCUGGUGCCGACGUCGCUAUGAUGUACGUCUCCAAUGACUCUACCCAUGACACAGCGGCCGCUAUUGGCAAGCAGUUUAACAAGACCGUCAAAGCAUACAAAUGUGAACUGACCAACGUCGACCAAGUCCGUGAAGUCAUUGACAAGAUCCACGCCGAUUUUGGUAGAAUAGAUGUCUUUGUUGCCAACGCUGGCGUUUCUGAAGGUGGUGCGGCAGAGGACUUGGAUAUCAACGUUUGGCACCGUGUCAUGGAUGUUAAUGUCAACGGAUGCUUCUACACUAUUCAAGCUGUUGCCAGACACAUGCUCAAGCAACCCAACGGUGGAUCUAUCAUCACUUUAUCCUCCAUCUCCGCAUCCAUCGUCAACCGUCCUCAAUUCCAGGUUGUCUACAAUACCUCCAAGGCUGCUGUUGGCAUGAUGACCAAGUGUCUGGCUGCUGAAUGGGCAACACGUAAGAUCCGCGUCAACGCCAUUAGUCCUGGAUACAUGAUGACUGAUAUGGUCAAGAAGUACAUUGAUAACAACAAGGCACUUGGCGAAGCUUGGGCCGAGCAUACUCCCAUGAAGCGCAUUGGAGAUCCCAAGGAACUCCGUGGUGCCGUUGUCUUCUUGGCUUCCGACGCUGCCUCCUACAUGACUGGUUCUGAAAUCGUCGUUGACGGUGGUUAUCUAGUUUAUUAGAUUGAAAUACCAACCUCAACCACUCCUUUGUAAAUAAAAUCAAUUCUAAAUGAGUAACCUGUGCUGCUUGGCAUGUGAUUGUGACUUCGCAAUCGAUGUCCAGCCGAUAUAAUUGCAGUGCUUGUGCCCC
Umbelopsis ramanniana AG is the source of this 946-nucleotide messenger RNA. RefSeq lists its product as uncharacterized. The transcript is spliced from 4 exons. Bases 31 to 816 code for a protein of 261 amino acids. Gene Ontology annotation, cellular component: intracellular anatomical structure. Gene Ontology annotation, molecular function: oxidoreductase activity, acting on NAD(P)H, oxygen as acceptor. The record is from RefSeq and is a predicted model, not a curated record. NCBI's taxonomy places the organism in Eukaryota, Fungi, Mucoromycota, Umbelopsidomycetes, Umbelopsidales, Umbelopsidaceae.